AUGUCCUCUUGCAACAACUCCAUUCCUCAACCCUUGAUAUUUGUCCUGGCUGGAAUCCCUGGCUUGGAAUCUUCCCAUGGCUGGUUCUCUGUGCCUUUUUUCUUGGUGUUUGUCAUUACAAUGAUUGGGAAUGUGGCCAUCUUAUGCAUCAUCCGGGUGGAAAAGAGUCUUCAUGAGCCCAUGUUUCUCCUCCUGGCUAUGCUAUCUGUUGUUGACCUAUCCCUGGUCAGUGUCACUGUGCCUCGCAUGUUAGGUAUCUUCUGGAUGAAUGCCAAAGACAUCAGCUUUAAUGCCUGCCUCACACAGAUGUUUUUCAUCCCUUCCUUUUAUGUCAUGGAGUCUGGGAUCCUCCUAGCCAUGGCUUUUGACAGAUUUGUGGCUAUCUGGUACCCUCUGCAAUAUAAAACCAUCCUUGCUAACAACAUACUUGUGAAAAUGGCACUGGCUGUCUUGGCAAGGGCCAUGGCAGUGCUGACUCCAGCACCCAUCCUGACAAAAAGACUGAAAAGCUUCCAAACACACAUCAUCUCUUACUCCUACUGUGCCUACAUGGCUGUAGUGCAGAUAGCCUGUGGAGACAUCUCCGACCACAUUGUCUAUGGCCUCAUGGUUAUUGUAACAUCUGUGGGAUUUGAUCUGCUUUUUAUCAUUCUGUCAUAUGGGUUGAUCCUUCAUGCUGUCUUUCGAAUCCCCUCUUGGGAGGCACGGGGCAAAGCUCUCAGUACAUGUGGCUCCCAUCUUUGUGUCAUAGCUCUCUUUUAUUCUCCUGUUGUCUUCUCUGUCCUGGCCCAGAUUUUAGGCUAUCAUAUGGCUCCCCAUCUCCAGAUUAUCAUUGACAAUCUCUAUUUCCUAGUGCCUCCCAUGGCCAACCCCUUGAUUUAUGGGGCUCGGACUAAGCAAAUGCGGCAGCGGGUACUGCAGAUCCUCCGCUGUCAUAGAAACUUAGGAUGA
Molecule: messenger RNA, 951 nt
Organism: Suricata suricatta (meerkat)
Lineage: Eukaryota; Metazoa; Chordata; Mammalia; Carnivora; Herpestidae
Product: olfactory receptor 52Z1-like
Exons: 1
Coding region: 1-951 (316 amino acids)
Biological process (GO): G protein-coupled receptor signaling pathway
Cellular component (GO): membrane
Molecular function (GO): olfactory receptor activity; G protein-coupled receptor activity
Source: RefSeq, a predicted model, not a curated record